AUCUUUUGCCUUGAAGAAACAAUGAAUGUCGUAACCUAAGCAAGGUUCAAAGAGUUAGGCAUCAACUUGCACGUCAAUUUCGUAGUUGGAUUCGAAGGCUUCUGACGUGCGCCGGCGCGGUACUGAAGGGUAAUUACGAUUUAAUUGGAUUCUAAGAUCAUCAAAAUGGCGUCAGCUGCCACUCUAGUCCAGCCCACGGGUGAGAUGUGGAAGAAGAUUCGGGUGGAACUUAACGAGGAUGUUAACACCCGGGAUAACGACUUGGCAGCAAUCAAAGAAUGGCUGCGAAAGCAACCGCACCUUCCCGACUCCUGGGAUGAUGGCCGCACAAUGACAUUUCUUAGAGGCUGCAGCUUCUCUUUGGAAAAAUGCAAAAGAAAAUUAGACAUGUACUUUACAAUGAGAGCAGCUUGUCCAGAAUUUUUCCAGGAUAGAGAUGUUAGUAGGCCGGAGCUAGCAAAUUUGGUUACUAAAGUGCAAGGAGCUCCGUUACCAGGUUUAACUCCAAACGGAAGACGAGUAACAGUAUGCCGUGGUCUUGAUAAGAAUAUAGACGCGGAUGAGUUGAACAACGUUUUCAAAGUCGCGCUUAUGAUAGGAGAUGUUCGUCUAAAAGAGGAGUUAGAGGGAGUUGGUGGCGACAUAUACAUCCUAGACGCAUCAGUUGUGUCUCCAAGCCAUUUAGCAAAGUUGUCUCCGUCGGCGAUAAAGAAGUUUUUAAUAUGUGUUCAGGAGGCGUAUCCAGUCAAGUUAAAAGAAGUACAUGUCGUGAAUACGUCACCCAUAAUCGAAACCUUAAUAAACUUUAUUAAGCCAUUCCUUAAGGAUAAAAUUAAAAACAGGAUAUUUAUUCACUCUGACAUAAACACAAUAUACGAUCACGUGCCAAGGGAUAUGCUUCCAGAAGAAUAUGGCGGCAAUGGUGGUUCAUUAGACGAAGUAAAUAGGGAAUGGAUGAAAAAGUUAGCUGAUUACACCCAGUGGUUCAAAGAACAGGAAUCCGUGAAAGCCAACGAAGCGCUAAGACUGGGGAAACCCACCAAUUACGAUGAGCUCUUCGGUAUUGACGGAUCAUUUAGACAAUUGUCUAUCGAUUAAUUUAUAACAUGCAUAAUAAUGUAUCUCACUAUUCACAUUGUGCUUACAUUCAUGAUUGAUAUUAAAGUAUGGGUCAAUACGCAAUUCACGUUAGUAUUGGAUUUUAUCCAUGAAGAUAUAUCUUCUGAUAAUGUCGUUACUGGAUAUAAAUGGUAUGAGCUGUAAAAGAAUCACGUGCUAUAAAUAAAGAGCUUCUAACGAGUUUCUAUAAGGGUAAAUAAUUUUGUAUUUUAUCAUCCCAAAGGUAUUAUAUUGGUUCAUGGAAAUAAAAAAUUAAAAAUAUAAUAAAAUAAUAUAUUUAA
This is a messenger RNA of Danaus plexippus (monarch butterfly), 1400 nucleotides long. Its product is annotated as alpha-tocopherol transfer protein-like. Gene Ontology annotation, molecular function: phosphatidylinositol bisphosphate binding. Gene Ontology annotation, cellular component: membrane. Lineage: Eukaryota; Metazoa; Arthropoda; Insecta; Lepidoptera; Nymphalidae. The coding region runs from base 166 to 1098 and encodes 310 amino acids. The record is from RefSeq and is a predicted model, not a curated record. The transcript has 8 exons.